Messenger RNA from Nothobranchius furzeri (turquoise killifish), 1040 nucleotides. It is a transcript of the gene isy1, whose product is annotated as ISY1 splicing factor homolog. NCBI's taxonomy places the organism in Eukaryota, Metazoa, Chordata, Actinopteri, Cyprinodontiformes, Nothobranchiidae. Gene Ontology annotation, biological process: generation of catalytic spliceosome for second transesterification step; mRNA 3'-splice site recognition. The record is from RefSeq and is a predicted model, not a curated record. Gene Ontology annotation, cellular component: post-mRNA release spliceosomal complex; Prp19 complex; post-spliceosomal complex.
CGGUCAGAGAGAGAGAAGCAAACGACGUAAUGACGUACUUCCAGUUGGGGCAACGUGUUUUGUUGGUUUAGGCUACAUUUCUCGUUUCAGGCUGAUAAGCUUUGGACUAAAGCUUCUAACAUGGCGAGGAACGCAGAGAAAGCCAUGACGGCUCUGGCCCGCUUCAGGCAGGCUCAGCUGGAGGAAGGAAAAGUCAAGGAGAGGAGACCUUUUCUGGCCUCGGAGUGUAGUGAGCUUCCUAAAGCUGAAAAAUGGAGACGACAGAUCAUCAGUGAGAUCUCAAAAAAAGUCGCUCAGAUCCAGAAUGCCGGCCUUGGAGAGUUCAAGAUUCGGGAUCUCAAUGAUGAAAUCAAUAAGCUGCUCAGAGAAAAGGGUCAUUGGGAAUAUCGGAUCAAAGAGCUUGGAGGACCUGACUACAGGCGCUUCGGUCCGAGGAUGUUGGACCACGAAGGGAAGGAGGUUCCAGGAAACCGGGGCUAUAAGUACUUCGGAGCAGCCCGGGACCUGCCUGGUGUCAGAGAGCUUUUCGAGAAGGAGCCUACCCCGGCACAGAGGAAGACGAGGGGAGAGCUGAUGAAGGACGUAGAUGCAGAGUACUAUGGCUACAGGGAUGAAGAUGAUGGAGUUCUGCUUCCUCUGGAGGCACAAUACGAGAAACAAGCCGUGUCUGAAGCAGUGAAUAAGUGGAAAACGGAGAAUGAGUCUUGUUUGUCUGGGGAGAAGCAGGAGGAGGAAGAGGAGGAGAGCAUCUACACCGUCCACAACGAGGAGCUUGAUGAGGAGAGUCGGGAGGAGCAGGAGGAAGAGGAUGGAGGAGUUGCCUUCUUUGCACAUGUUCCUGUUCCAUCUCAGAAAGAGGUGGAGGAAGCUCUGGUCCGGAGGAAGAAGAUGGAGCUGUUGCAGCGUUACGCCAGUGAGACUCUUCAGGCUCAGAGUCAAGAAGCCAGAACUCUGAUGGGACUCUGACCCUUGUCUGUCUGCAUGUUUUUUGUAAAUAUUGAUAAUUUUGUAAUUUUUCAAUAAAUCCUUGUUCAACUCAA